ACCACUUGAAUACAUUUAAAUAUGGAAUUAUCUUUUAGGAGAGGCAAAGAUAUGUUAAUUUAUAAUUUUGUGUCGUCGGUCGAUGGGCCUACUUGGAAUGAAUAUUUCUUCGGACUAGUCGACAUAAAUAAAACAUUCCCGUUCCGUAGUGCCGUUUAUUUGCCAUUAGUGACUCUCGUUAAAUAUAAUAUACUAUGCAGAAUUUGUGUUUGGUUCGGUCACUUUCUUCCUGCUUUACUUGUGGAUGCUGCAAACAUCUGUAUUGGACGUAGCCCAAGAAUGUGGAAAUUAUGUAUGGCAAUCGACAAAUUUUCCCGAGUAAUCCAACCUUUUUGUACUUCUGUAGAGUGGAGUUAUUCCACUGACAAUGUUCAAGCAAUGUGGAAUCAUCUCAAUGAGAAAGAUCAACAAUUGUUUAAAUUUAGCAUGAUGGGAUUUGACUGGUCAAAAUAUUUAAUUGACUGUCAUGAGGGCAUACGCCACUAUCUGGUAAAAGAAGAUGACAGUAUGUUGGAAAGCGGUCAUAUCAAAUAUAGAAGAUUUUACUGGAUACAUCAAAUCGACAAAGUUAUAUUUCUAUUUAUUGCCUUUUGGAUCAUUUGGUGUAUGUUAACUGUUUGCAUAAAUUAUUCACUAUAAUUAUUUGAAUAAUUUUUACAUUUAAAUGCGAUAUUUAUAUAACAAAUAUAUUCAGCAAUGGUUUUAUUAUUUACACACAUUUUAUUAUACUAAAAGAUGGAUGGAUAAGGCCAACUAUUAAAGUGUAUGAAAGGAUAGAUAAUUUGAGGAGGAUAGAGGAUUGAGAAGAGAGGCGAGAGAGAG
Messenger RNA from Wasmannia auropunctata (little fire ant), 822 nucleotides. RefSeq names its product putative fatty acyl-CoA reductase CG5065. The transcript is spliced from 3 exons. Lineage: Eukaryota; Metazoa; Arthropoda; Insecta; Hymenoptera; Formicidae. The record is from RefSeq and is a predicted model, not a curated record. The coding region runs from base 22 to 639 and encodes 205 amino acids.